GGAUAAGAAGGGGCUUUGAUAAGGGGACACCAUGUCAAAUUUUCUUUGUCAUUUAUCUUGAGUACUUUUAUAGGUUCAUGAAGCGUAAGACCAAGGAUUCCAAAUUUAACUUUUAUCACCUACACGAUUCUUUGAGCAUCACUCAUCUUGCUUAUGCGGAGUACCUUAUGCUAUCUAUUAUGGGAGAUCUCAUGUCAAUAUCUUUAUUGAUGGUAUUGAUGAGUUUAUACAAGUCUGAUGUCCUUCCUUUGGGCCUUACCAACAUCCUGGACCUUGUUGAGUAUGAUAUGGCCUUAGCCCUUAGGUCCUUCUAAGUUAAGUACCUUGAUAUUGAUCUCCUUGGACUUCUUUAGAUUUUGGCGGCUUGGUAUGCUCCCUUCUUGGAUGCGGCCGUUGAUUAUAUUAAUCCAUGCACACAAUAGUCAAACCAUCUCUCGUGCGAGUCAUAUUGAGCUCAUCCAUUUGGCUCCAAGCUUUUCCCAUGUCUCAAAUAGUACGUGUUGGAAAAAGAUUGUGACUCCAUAGAAUCUUUCUUUGGGGGUGGGGGUGCAAAUAUGGAAAGGUGGUGAUCGGCUAGAACUUGCAAGUGUAUAGGUGCCUAUGCAGUAAUAAAAUGCGGCUCCAUUCUAUAUAUAUCUGUUUUUCAAAAGGCCAUAGAUUGAUAAGUAUAUAAAUCUGAGAGCACCUAUCCAGCUGAACCGAUCAAAGGAAUGUGAUUGCACUACAACAAAUUUGCACAGCCGGAUGAAUGCUCAAAGUUCACAACAAAUUGAUGAAAUAAUAACUUUAUGGAGGAAUUAUAGUCACACGGGGCAUUCAAGAUUACUGGAUACGAUAUGUUGUUGGUCUAUGCAAAGAUCAAUUAAACAGUAAUUUAACUUGUAUAUUAUGUGAUGUACAUGUGUACUGUUAUGCAUUUUUGUUUUCAAGAUAUAUUUUAAGAUGUAGGUAUUGAUUUUUGUUAAUGUUUGAUUUAGAAAUAGUAAUAUAUUGUUAUAUUGUGGUUUUAUUUAUUUGUAAUAAUGCAUAUUCUAAUGGUGCUAUUCUUUCAAAAUAUUAGUAGUAAUAAUCAUAGUUAAUGUUUGAUUUAGAAA
Messenger RNA from Cuscuta epithymum, 1094 nucleotides. Lineage: Eukaryota; Viridiplantae; Streptophyta; Magnoliopsida; Solanales; Convolvulaceae. The record is from the annotation of a GenBank genome assembly.